Molecule: messenger RNA, 727 nt
Organism: Plectropomus leopardus (leopard coralgrouper)
Lineage: Eukaryota; Metazoa; Chordata; Actinopteri; Perciformes; Serranidae
Source: RefSeq, a predicted model, not a curated record
UACAGCAACAAGAGUGCAAGCUGCUCUACAGUCGUAAAGAGGGCCAGAGGGCAGAGAACAAAAACAAGAACAGAUACAAGAACAUUCUGCCUUUCGACCACACGCGUGUGGUGCUGAAUGACAGGGACCCAAAUGAGCCCGGCUCUGACUACAUCAACGCCAAUAUCAUCAUGGUAGUAUCUGCUGUCAUGCCUGAGCUGGACCCAAAAUGUAACAGCACAAAGGUGAAGAAGAGCUACAUCGCCACUCAGGGCUGUCUGCAGAACACCAUCAGUGACUUCUGGAGGAUGGUGUUUCAGGAGAACUCGCGAGUCAUCGUCAUGACCACCAAAGAGGUGGAGAGGGGAAAGAGUAAAUGUGUGAAGUACUGGCCGGACAUGUCGGCUCUGAAGGAGUACGGAGCGAUGCGCGUUCGCAACGUCAGAGAGACGGCGGCACACGACUACAUCUUAAGAGAACUCAAACUGUCUAAAGUUGGACAGGGGAACACAGAACGCACAGUUUGGCAGUACCACUUCAGGGCCUGGCCGGACCACGGAGUCCCCACCGACCCCGGCGGCGUCCUCGACUUCCUGGAGGAGGUCAACCUGAAACAGGAGAGCAUACUGGACGCUGGGCCUAUAGCGGUACACUGCAGCGCAGGGAUCGGGAGGACAGGAACGUUUAUAGUGAUCGACAUCCUGAUAGACGUGAUCAGGGAAAAAGGUGAGUCCUGUAAACUCUGCGG